AUGGCUAACCAAGAAACCAUGGACAAUAAAGAUGACAAUCCAUGCUUUGCACACGUGGAGAAAGAGCUGGAUGGGACUCGCGCAGCUGCUGACCGGGGACGUCAAAUUCAGGAGGACGAGCGACAAUGGACUGCCUGGCAAGCCGCCUCAACAUAUCCACAUGCAAUUCUCUUCUGUAGUGUGGCUUUCACCGCAGGACUGAUGUACGGUUAUGACAUUAUCGCCAACGGCUCUGUUAUUGCCAUGCCUUCUUUCAUCAUCAAGUUUGGUGCUACUGAUGCAUCUGGCCUCUACCUACCAACAAUCUGGACAUCCCUUUGGACAUCGAUGACAUCUCUUACACAGGCCUUGGGCGCAUACAUGGUUGGGUUUGCUGCGGAUAAGUGGGGUCGCAAAUGGUCCGGAGCAUUUGCUGGUAUUAUAUCCAUGGCUGGCACGGCUGUCCUUUAUACAGCAAAUACUCGAGGCACGCUACUUGCUGGUAAGAUGAUUACUGGUGCAGCUAUCGGGGCUGGAAUGGCGUCAGGCACAAGCUAUGCAUCCGAGGUCGCGCCGCUCAAACUGCGAGGCCCCAUCCAAGCCUCUCUUGUUCUGUUUGUUGUGUUCAUGCAAGGGCUUGGACUGGGUAUUGUACGAAUAUUCGUGCCUUACACUGAUGAGCAAGCCUUCCGCAAUGUCUUUGCCGUCCAGUGGGGCGUAGGAUUCAUUGCUCUUGUCGCUUUUUCACUUGCCCCAGAUGGGCAUUCCAAUAUUGACGACCGCAUUGCCUACCUGAUCAUGACCAUGGAGGAAGAAAAGGCCAGAGGGAAUAACAAAGCAGUAUCCUAUUUAGACUGCUUCCGUGGCGCUGAUCUUAAGCGUACGUUGACCGCUGCCUUUCUUUACAGUGCCAACAACUGGGCCGGUGGUGCCUUCCUAGCCCAGUCUACUUAUUUCCUUCUGACGGUCGGAUUGCCUGCCGUUCACUGUUUUGACAUCGGUAUUGGCGGCUUUGGCCUGGCAAUUAUCUUCAUAAUUGCUCUUGGGUUCUUCGGACACCGUGUCAGCAAGCGCCAAUUGUUUCUCAUAGGAGUCGUCCUCAACUUUUUCUUCCUGGUCACAAUUGGCGCUUUGCACUGGGCUCCUGGGAUGGGGGCAAUCUGGGCCAUUGGCGUCUUAAUGAACGUCUUGAUAUCUAUACAGACAACAUUUCUACAAGCUGUCGGAUGGCCCAUUGCGGCCGAAAUCUCCAGCUAUCACCUUCGUGCGAAAACUCUUGCCAUCGCAGUCCUGUCUCAGACUUUGUCAACUUGGCUCACCCAGUUUGUUGUGCCGUAUAUGUACAAUGUGGACUCAGGGAACCUUGGGGCCAAAACUGCAUUUCCGUUCGCAGGCCUCACUAUUUUGGUCUUUUUCUAUGGGUAUUACUACGUUCCUGAUACGACCGGCCUAACAACCGAAGAGAUCGACCGCCUCUACGCAGAAAAGACUGCUGUCAGGAGAUUCAAGAGAGUUUUAUCCGAGCAGGAGUCUAAUAGCUGA
This is a messenger RNA of Penicillium verhagenii, 1521 nucleotides long. RefSeq lists its product as uncharacterized. Gene Ontology annotation, cellular component: membrane. The transcript has 4 exons. The coding region runs from base 1 to 1521 and encodes 506 amino acids. Gene Ontology annotation, biological process: transmembrane transport; carbohydrate transport. Gene Ontology annotation, molecular function: carbohydrate:proton symporter activity. Lineage: Eukaryota; Fungi; Ascomycota; Eurotiomycetes; Eurotiales; Aspergillaceae. The record is from RefSeq and is a predicted model, not a curated record.